Salvia splendens (bonfire salvia) is the source of this 2071-nucleotide messenger RNA. Its product is annotated as F-box/kelch-repeat protein At1g30090. The transcript has 2 exons. The record is from RefSeq and is a predicted model, not a curated record. NCBI's taxonomy places the organism in Eukaryota, Viridiplantae, Streptophyta, Magnoliopsida, Lamiales, Lamiaceae. Gene Ontology annotation, molecular function: protein binding. The coding region runs from base 664 to 1881 and encodes 405 amino acids.
AUGAAGAUGUCAUUCUUUUAAUACACUCAACCAUGAUAAAUUCCAAACAGUUUUCCCAGCUGAUAACGCCAAAAAUCUCCAUAAAAAAAGUAAUCUUUCCGAGUAAAUCAUUCGCUACCGUGAAAUCUGCAUCAAACUGCUUGUUUGAUCAACAAGCAAUCCCUGCGUGUAAAGACUUUUGUGAUUCUUGGAUGCUGAAAAGUUUGUAGCUUUGAUGACGUGAAGUGGAGAUGUGAAGGAGUGGCUGAGGUUUUGGUGAAUAAAUUGAAUCAGUUUGGUUUUAUUUGUUUGAAGCAAAUGAGGUUGGAUUGGAGAUUUUGAUGAUGCUUGGUAUCGUGAAUCAGAAUUGUGGGAGAACAUAGAGGUGGAGAAAUUUGAGAGUUUGUGAUUUUGGGGUUUGAUGCUUUGUAAUUUGGCCUGAAAUUAAGAUUAAACUGUCAUUUGAUGCUGUCGUGGUGGUUGUUUCCCGACAAUUUUGAGCAUUUGUAGUGUGAGGGAAGAAGUGUUCCUCAAGCAUUAGGUUGUGUAUAGUGAUUGAUUUUGGUGUAGCGUUAUUGUCGUCGUUGUUGUUGCUCCAUGAUAAUUUAGAGUGUUUGAAAAAUAUAGUGUGACGAAUAAAGUAUGCUUGAGCAUUAGGUUCUGUAUAGUGAUAAUUAGGAAGAAAUGCAAAGAGUUCGAAUUUCAUCACAUCAGUCUCCGGUGCAUAAGCUGGGGGAUUCGCAGAUGACUUUGUCUCCGAAGUUUAAGUUAGCUGCAACAUGUUCUGCCUUGCUUGACCCUGCACUACAGUUCGAGCUAUCUAUGAGGGGGGAGCCUUUGAUUCCCGGACUUCCUGAUGAUAUUGCUCUGCAGUGCCUCCUUCGGUUGCCGGUCGAUAAGCACACAGCUUGCAAGGCUGUGUCCAGGCGUUGGUACUCUUUGUUUGGAAGCAAAGAGCAAUUUUUCACCCUGAGGAAGGAGCUUGGGUUUCACGAUCCAUGGCUUUUUGUAUUUGCUUAUCACAAAUGUACCGGGAAGAUCGAGUGGAAGGUUCUAGACCUCACCCACUUGUCGUGGCACACAAUCCCGGCUAUGCCUUGCAAGGACAAGGUGUGCCCGCAGGGUUUCCGGUGUGUUUCCAUCCCACACGAGGGGGCUCUCUUUGUUUGCGGGGGAGUGGUUUCCGACGUUGACUGUCCGCUUAAUUUAGUGUUGAAGUACGAAGCGCGUAGGAACCGUUGGACGGUCAUGAAGCAGAUGAUCACAGCCAGGUCGUUUUUCGCGAGCGGGGUUAUCGAUGGUAUGAUAUAUGUUGCCGGAGGUAAUAGCACGGACUUGUUUGAGCUUAAUUCGGCCGAGGUAUUGGAUCCUGAGAAAGGCAUGUGGCGGCCCGUUGCUGGCAUGGGGACAAUGAUGUCCUCGUACGACACGGCAGUUCUAAACGGGAAGCUUCUCGUGACAGAAGGCUGGUUUUGGCCCUUCUAUGUCGUCCCUAGAGGUCAAAUAUACGACCCAUCGACUGAUAAUUGGGAGGAUAUGGCUGCUGGGCUCCGGGAGGGAUGGACAGGAUCGAGUGUUGUGAUGCACAGUCGCUUGUUUGUGGUGACGGAGCAUGAACGGACGAAAUUGAAGGUGUAUGACUCAGGAGAUGAUACUUGGGAUAUUGUAGAGGGUCCGGCUUUACCUGAGCAGAUAUGCAAGCCAUUCCGUGUCAGCUGUUGGGAGUCCAAGAUUUAUGUCGUUGGACGGAAUCUCCAUGUGGCCAUUGGCCAUAUUGUGAAGCUUGGUCCGAGUGCUACAUGUGAAAAGAAAUGUAGAUUUUCUGUUCAGUGGCAAAUGGUGGACGCUCCUGGAACCCUCUUUGACCUAACGCCGUCAAGUGCACAGGUUCUAUUUGCUUAGAAGGUGUUUGUUUUUCGUUUUUCGCUUUAUGUUCUUGUUUUGUCAUGUUCGUGCUGCUGCAUGAAUAACUAUAUGAGGGUCUAUGAAUUAGAGGGAAUUGCUUUGUAUGGAUUGCGUUUGUUAUAUAAAUAUAUACAUCAUAUAUAUGUGUAAAGGUUAUGAAUAUCUAUACAUGUUUACUUUUGCCUUA